AUGGCUCCCCUCACCUUAAUAUGGCUAGCGAUAGAUCGGGUAGUCGAUGGGAAAGUGACCAACUUGAGAUCCAAAGAUGGUAAAAGAAGAUAUGUCAUACCAGCUUGUUACGAAGAUAUACGUAUGUCGAAUAACAGGAAUAAGAAGGAGAAUUAUAAGGAUGUGAAUUAUCUGAUCAGGUCGGGGAGAAUGGCAAUGGAGAAGGGUGAUGCUCAGGUGUUUUAUAGAAUAUUCUGUCUGAUGUCAGAAUUGAACAAACGUAAUACGGGCUCGAGUGGCUGUUUUAGCUCAAGCGACUUGAAGCACCUGAGUUAUGAUCAUGGUAAGAAAGAAUUAUCAAAACUGGUACGAUCCGAUCAGUCGUCUAUGAGACAUAUGAAGAAUUACGCUUGGUUAAUGGAAAGUAUCAUACCUUCUCCUACAGGAGGAUUCCGCUUAGGUACAGGAACGAUCUUCAUGGCGAUCCCAUUUCUAGGAGCGUUACUGACAGCAUUGAUGAACUCGAUGGUCUAUAUAGGGAUUGCCACCCGAGUCUCAGCUCCGAGAUGGUUAGUUACAGAGAUCUUCUUACCUCUGUUCUGGGCCGUUUUCUUCUCAUUCAUCAUGCCCUCUUUAGGCGAUCUACCCGCCUCUCGGAUUUCACCAUCCCGUCGAGCAGCCCGUAAAGUCAAAUACUGGUUGAAGCUACGUACGAUCACAUCACUCGAUGAGCGAGAUCCCGAAACAGGUUUAUGGAUAUCAAAGCAUAUGGGUAGUAUCUUCCCGAAUUUACCGGAUGGGGAUAGAUACGCUUGGCGGUAUAGCGAUGGUUUGAGAAAAGAGAUUUUUGGCGAUGAUCUGAAGCAUCUCUAUAAGACUAAGAUUAAGAAUAGCAUAGAAGAUAGAGUGUGA
This is a messenger RNA of Kwoniella botswanensis, 891 nucleotides long. RefSeq lists its product as uncharacterized. The record is from RefSeq and is a predicted model, not a curated record. NCBI's taxonomy places the organism in Eukaryota, Fungi, Basidiomycota, Tremellomycetes, Tremellales, Cryptococcaceae. The transcript is spliced from 5 exons. The coding region runs from base 1 to 891 and encodes 296 amino acids.